This is a messenger RNA of Aureobasidium vineae, 330 nucleotides long. The record is from the annotation of a GenBank genome assembly. NCBI's taxonomy places the organism in Eukaryota, Fungi, Ascomycota, Dothideomycetes, Dothideales, Saccotheciaceae.
AUGGCCGCGAAUCCGACCACGCCUCUUCUCCCCACCACAGCCUCCUCCCAGAAAGCAUUAAGCAGCACCUGGAACGAUUUCUGCGAUUUUGCGCUCAGGGACAAUGUGCUUGAAGUAGCGGUAGGACUUAUCCUCGCUGCGGCAUUCGGUACCGUGGUCUCCAGUUUUGUCAGCGAUAUUCUAUUGCCUCCCAUCUCAUUAUUACCGUUCUUGAGCCGCAACUUGGAUGAGAGGUUUGCGACUCUGAGACAUGGUCAGAAUGUGACACUGGGAUACAACACUGUUCAGCAGGCGCUUGAGGAUGGGGCUAUCGUUAUGGCCUAUGGGUGA